Micromonas pusilla CCMP1545 is the source of this 1992-nucleotide messenger RNA. RefSeq lists its product as uncharacterized. The annotation marks the transcript as partial. Gene Ontology annotation, biological process: tRNA methylation; mitochondrial tRNA wobble uridine modification. Gene Ontology annotation, cellular component: mitochondrion; cytosol. The record is from RefSeq and is a predicted model, not a curated record. Gene Ontology annotation, molecular function: flavin adenine dinucleotide binding. The transcript is spliced from 3 exons. NCBI's taxonomy places the organism in Eukaryota, Viridiplantae, Chlorophyta, Mamiellophyceae, Mamiellales, Mamiellaceae.
UACGACGUCGUCGUCAUCGGCGGCGGGCACGCGGGCACGGAGGCCGCGGCGGCCGCCGCGCGGCGCGGCGCGUCCGUCGCGCUCAUCACGCCGUCGCCCGCGAAGACGAUCGGAGAGAUGUCGUGCAACCCGUCCAUCGGCGGCCUCGCGAAGGGGACGCUCGUCCGAGAGAUCGACGCCCUGGACGGUCUCAUGGGCGUCGCCGCGGACGCGGCGGGGAUCCAGUUCAGGGUCCUCAACGCGAGCAAAGGGCCCGCGGUUCGAGGGCCGCGAGCGCAGAUGGAUCGAACGGCGUACAAGAACGAGAUCCAGAGCCUCCUCGGGAACGUUGGAGGGGUGACGAUCGUGGACGCCGCCGUCGCGGACCUCAUCACGCCGGCGCCGCGCGCGCUCGGCGUGAUCCUGGACCGCGGCGGCGGCGGCGCGUCGACGAGAAUACGAUCGGCGGCGGUCGUCGUCGCCACGGGGACGUUCCUCAAGGGCGUUCUUCACGUCGGCUCGGAGACGAUCCCCGCGGGGCGCUUGCCGACCGCGGUGACGGAGGGUCCGGACAAGAGCGCGAGCGCGGGGGCGAACCUGCUCGCGGACCGUCUCUACGGGAUGGGAUUUAAGAUGGGUCGGAUGAAGACCGGGACGCCGCCGCGACUGGACGGCGCGUCGAUCGAUUGGGGCGGCUUAGAGGAGCAGCCGGGGGAUGAACCGCCGCGACCGUUCGCGUUCCAUAACGGAUCGCUCGCGUCCGUCGUGCCGUGGCGACCGACGCUGCGGCAAGUCAGCUGCUACGCGACGCGGACGACCGCGGACACGGAGGCUUUCGUCGCGUCGAAGCCGCGGUCGAAGCGCGAAGCCGGCGCGCCCGGCGUCGGCGCCGCGCCGCGGUACUGCCCCUCGCUCGAGUCGAAGUUCACGCGCUUUCCGAACCGGACGCACCUCGUGUGGCUCGAACCGGAAGGGUUAGACACGGACGUCGUGUACCCGAACGGUCUGAGCAACUCGUUAGAGCCGAGCGACCAGGUGGAGAUGCUGCGAACGAUCCCGGGGUUGGAAAACGUCAAGAUGCUGAGGCCGGGGUACGGCGUGGAGUACGACUACGUCGACCCCAGAGAGCUCCGCGCGACGCUGGAAACGCGCCGCGUUAGUGGGCUCUUCCUCGCCGGGCAGAUCAACGGCACCACGGGGUACGAAGAAGCCGCCGCGCAGGGUUUGCUCGCGGGCGCCAACGCCGCGGGCGCCGCGCGCGAGGACUUAGGCGCGAUCCCGAACGAGAUAACCUCCAGAGGCGGGUCGUACCUCGGCGUGCUCGUGGACGACCUCACGCGCCGCGGAACGUCCGAGCCGUACCGGAUGUUCAGCAGCAGGGUCGAGCACCGGCUGUCGAUCCGGCCGGAUAACGCGGACCUGCGUCUGACGAGCGCGGGGGUGAGGUGCGGGCUCGUCGGGGAGGCGCGCGGGAGGGCGGCGGCGACGCGCGCGGCGUUGGUAACCGACGCGUUAGAAGCGUUACAAAGCGCGAAGAUGUCGCCCACGCUGUGGCGCUCGAUGGGCUUACGCGCCGAAGCGUCGGAGGUUUGUAACGCUUCUGACGCGUCCGUUACUGACGCGACGUUCACCGCGUUGAGCGACGCCUCCGCGACGCUUCAAAGGGUCCUCUCGAACGACCCCAGCGCGCUCGAGUCCGCGGCGACGGAGUGUUACUACGCGCCCUAUCUCGCGAAGCAGCGACGCGACGUCGAAGAUUUGAAAUCCGAGGAGGCGACGACGAUACCCGCGGAGUUGGACUACGCGAGCAUAGGGAGCCUCUCCGCGGAGGAUGUCGAGAAGCUGAACGAGGCAAAGCCGGCGAACAUCGCGGCCGCGGCGAGGAUCUCCGGGGUCACCCCCGCGGCGUUGGUGAGUUUGAUACGGCACGCGAGGAGCGCGAAAUGGGAAGACAAGCGUCGCGGCGGCGGCGGCGGCGCGGUGGAAGGAGUGCGCGCGUCAGACCCGACGUAG